AUGUCAUCAAAUACAUCAUUGGACAUGGAUGACUUAAGUAAGUUGACUUCAAAAAUGAUAGUCUAAAUAAAUGUAUAAAUGGUAGGUAUUAUUAAUUUUAUAUUAGAUAGAUAGGCACAUAUUUUUAUCAUUUUUUUAGAUUUACUUACCACCUAAUAAUAAGAAUCUAUUCAGUAAUGACAUAAAAAAAAUAUAUAAAAUUAUAAGUAAUUUUUCAUACAGUUAGAAAUCACAAGCCUGUGAGAGCAUAUGGAUCCCCUGAUCCAUAUAUUUGAAAUACUACAGGUAAUUAUAAUAUUAUGUAGGUAUCUAAUAGCUGUAACCUGGGUAUUAGGAAAAAAACUCCUCGGACAAAAAAGACCCAUUGUGAAAUAAUACAUAGCAACAUAGAUAUACAAAUUAAAUACAUUUACAUAUAUUAAAAAAAUAAUAAUAAUAAAUCACAAAAGAGAAAACAAAAAAUAUUUAUUGUAUAUUUUAUUUUAAGUGAAAGAAAAAAAUAAACACAUUAUUGGGUAUAAAUUAUUUUUACAAUUUUUACCAAACGUUUAUUUUCAAUCAAACAAUUAUUGAUUAAUUGUUUUUUAUUUUGAGCCCCAGAAAAAAAUUGAAGAAAAAUGAUUAAAUACAUUUUUAAAAUAAUUAUGAAUCACAAAAAAAAAAAUAGGUAACUCAAAAAUAAUUAAGUAGAUAUUCAGUCACAUGAUUUUUGUAUAAUUAUGGUUUACUGCCAUUGAAAAUUCUGUAUUAAUACUUAUUAGGUAGUCAUUUAAAAACAUUAAAUUUCAUCAUUUCUAACUCAAAAUAUAAAUAAAUAAUGAAUUAAAUUGCUUAGAUCUUACAGUUUCCAUAAUAAAAAAUAAAUUUAAUUUUAGUAUUUACAGGAAACCUACACAAACUGGUGCUAUAGUACCACAUAAUUUUUUAAUUCAAUAUUAUACAGGCUAAUGUAUUUAUUUCAUUAAAUAAACAUAAUUAUCAAUAUGAGCUCAAUAUUAUCUAUAAUAUAGCCUAUAGAAAUAAUUUCAAUUUAAAGACUAAAAAACAAAUUCAUAAAUGUAAUAAAGAAAAUAAAAUACACAACUCACCAAAAAAUGUUGUCAACUAUUAAAGUAUGAUAUAUCAACAUAAUAUGUCUAAUCAAUUCUCUAAAAUUCUGAACAAUAAUACAAAUAAUUUAAAAAUCGCUUUUAAGACUAAUAAUAAUUUAAUCAAGCAUGUAAACAAUAGAACUAAAAACUUCACAAAAAAUCCCUCUUCUUUUGAAACUACUAGUAUACAUAAACUUAAAUAUAACUGUUAAACAUUUUAUAUAGAUAAGACAAAUAGAAAUUUUAAAAUAAGAUAUAAAGAAUAAAUUUGUGAAAUAAAAUUUAAAAAGGCUGCCCAUAAUGAUAUUAAUACAGACAUAGAAAUAUUAAAUAACCAAAAUAACAUUCACAUUUAUUCAGUUUUAGAAGAAUUACACAUACACAAUGAAAUCAAGACAAAUAAUUUUAAUGAUAUUUUAAAUGUUCAAAUCUAUUUUAAAAAUAAUAUCUUAAAUCAAUACAUUUUAGAUAAUAAACAGUAACCAAAUAAUUUAUAAUUCUUAACAUCUCUGUCUAAUAUGUCUAAUAUUAACUCAUUUUAAAUAAUCUCUCCUAUUAAAAUAAAUUAUUUCUAUGUAAAACGACAAUUUUUUAUAAUUUUUACGCUAUGUAUUCCUUUAUUUAUUUUUUCAUAUUGAGUCGCAUUUUAAUUUUUGACUUAGUGAUUUUACCUAACAAUUAGUUUUUAAUUCAAAACUGGUUGUAAAAUACACAUUUCAUAAUACUCUAUUUAUUUAUAUUUUUGUUAUUCUGGGCACUAAAAGUGAUUUAUGUCUGCAAUCGGGUAAUAACGAAAAUAAAAUAGAAAUAUUAUCUACUGUGUUCGUACAUUUGUUAAUAAUAUUUUCGCCGUGUAUGUGACGAGGUAAAUUAAAAUACGGACGACAGGCCAGUUCAGUUUGCCCCUAAAAGGCGUAGCAUGAUUUCUUCAGUGGAGAGCUAUAGCCCUAACACUUAACAGAAUAGUUUACAUAGGUACUUAUACAUAUCUACACGUAGGUUUUGUUGCUCCUACACCUAUUUAAAAACAAUAGGUUAUUUAGAAAUAAACGCAGGAAUGGUUUUGGGAAUCCAAACCCCCAAAGAGAAAGCCCUUUAACUUAAUGAUUACACAAUAAAUUGUAAUCAACAUUAUAAAUUACAAUAUUACACACAAAAAAAAAAACAAUACAAUUUUACCUUUAAGUAUAAUAUGUUUUUCACUGAAUUCAUAUAUUUUACCUUAUAUUUGUAUUAUUUUAAACCGAACUUGUUAAAAUAUUGCUUAACGUAAAUAAACAAAUAAAAAAAAUAUGUAGGUACUUGGUACGCGUAUCAUGAUAUGGAUUAUGUUCUCCUUUGCCUUCAUCACAGUGAUGUUGGGGUCGGCCACCCUCGUCCUGAACUUCCCACUUGAUUCAAUCACUCACCUCGCAUACACUGGCUGCCCUUGAAUGUCAUCAUAUCAUCCCCAAUCACGUUAAACGACCUCUACUUCAUAAUCCUCUUCUUACGUUUCUUCCAUUUUUUAUUUUCAUUACUAUUAUUACUGUUUCUGAUUGCCAAAUUUUAUUGUACCCUUAAAUUAAAUUUUAAAUUCAGUUCUUUUUCAUUGGUUUUUUUGCAUUCAAUUUAUUUUUUAAGAUUAUAAAUAAAUUAUAUCACGUCUAUAAGUAAUUAUUUAAUAAAUAAAAAGUACAUAACUACAUUACAACUGUUAAUAAUAAAUAUCAAUCAUACAAAUUAAAAAUUAAAUAUAAGUUAACAAAUGAACAGGUUUUAAUUUAAACAAUUGUUUUUUUUUCCGAACCUUCAGAUAUAUCACUAAACAUCACAAUUGUAUCUGAAAAACUUAGUUUGUUUAUUAUGUUCCUUUCGCAGGAAACCAGGUGUUCCGUUCGGGUCGUUUGACUACAACUUGUAACGCUGUAGUUUGUAAUUUCAUUUUUUAAGUGUUUAGUGUAAGGUGACCAUUUUUUUUUUCAUAUCAUCCGUUGUCCUGACAAACUUCAAACGAGACGUCUUUUGUCCCAUUUUUAGAGAUAUCCCCUUUUUAAUCCCGUUAUUUCUAUAUUAUUAUUUGAGUAAACGAAAAUAACCGGUAAAAAAUAUAUAAUAUGACAUGGCAUUCAAGAAAGCUUAACAUUCAUUUUGAAAAAUAAUAAAAAAUCUAAUCGACCGGAAUGUUGAUGAAGAUAAUCUUUUUGACGAGUAAUCAUGUACGAUGUUGUCAAUAACGUAAUAAAUGACAAAUUAUUGACUAUUUCAAAGAAUGGCAGAUAAAUUGUGUUAAAUUUCGUAAAUUAAAGAAAGAUGGUCUAUAUAAUUACAAAUAUAUAUAUAUAUAAUAUAUACAUAUACAUUAUACAUAAUGUCCUACAGUCUUUUCGUUAUGCUAAUAAUUCUGUUAAUAGUUCAUUUUUUUUUUCAAUUAAUAUCAGUGUUUUAUUAUUUAAAAUUUGAUUUGAUUUUAGGUAUUGAGGAAAAAAUUGAAAAAAUUAAUUUGUUGCGUGAAUUGAUUCAUCUCAAAGAAAAUACUGGGACUGGUUUCAGUUCUCAAAAUACAAAACAGAAAAAAAAUAUUAUCAGCGGAACAGUAAUGUCUGUUAUAUUUUUUGGUUGCUUCACUUUGGUAAUAGCAGUGAGUUUUUAUUCUUUCCGCAUGCUAUACCUUGCCGUGCAGAAAAAAUUCCCGUCUCCACAUUCAGAAUUGUAAUAAUGAUCACAAAGUAAUUUAUUAAGAUAACUUUUUGAUUAUAUUUACAUAUCUUAUACAAAUUAUAAUAAACAGAUUAGUAUAUGUAUAACCGUAUAGAUACUUAUUUAUAAUGUGUAAUAUGUAUUUAUUAACAUUGCAUCUAAUUGUACGCAAACAAGAUAAGUAUAGAUAUUUCAAUUUAUAGUAGUAAUAAUUUGUUGAUACUUAGGUAUAGUUUGUAUGUUUUUUUUUUCUAAUUAUUUGAAGUAUGUUCUUAUUCUCGAUAAACAUAGUUUUCAAAAUAUUCUUAUUUACUAUUUACUUGAAAUAACUUCAGUUUGUAAACAUUGACCUACCUGCAAAUGGCAGCUGACGUUAGAUUUAAGUAUAAAAUAAUAUACGAAGUCUGCUAUAUAGGCUAGGUAAUAUAUAUCUGUGUUUUUUUUUUUUAUUUGAGUUUAUCAAUGUUUUUUAUACUUAAAUUAGCUGACAGAUUGGUGCGUUUUCCAUGUCCAUCCUCAUUUAUCGAAGACAAAUCAUUGCUAUUAGCAUGGUCUAAUACAGUGGCUCUAAACACAUAUUAUAAUUAAAAAUCAAUAACAAAAAAAAGUGUCUUAUCAAUGAAUAAAAAAAUAUUUUUCUUGUAAAAAUUAAAACUUUCUUUCAAGAUAAAAAUAUAAUCUUAGUACAAUACCAAUUUAUAUUUUAUUAAAGAAAGAAAUAAUUUUUUAAAAAAUACCCCUUUUGCUAAUAUAUACCUAAUUAUUAAAAACACAAGUCAUAGAGGAGGACGCGUUAUUCUGGAUAAAAUUAGUAGAAGUAUGGGAAAUAUAAAUUUAAAAAAGUAAAGGGAUGACAUCCCUCCGUAUCCACCCCUCACUUCGAGAACUGGUUAAACAUCGUUCAGUUUCGAUAUGCUGUAUUUUGUACGAUUUUCGUCAGAAUUUGAAUUUUAAACGCACAUAAAAAAAAUACGACAUUACACGUAGGUACGAGAAUUAAGUGGCAUAUAUUUUAUGUAUAUAAAUUAUACAGAAUUCAAUUAAACUUAUUUAACAUUUAUGUCAGUCAUUUGUUGGAAAGUUGUAUUAAUGUAUAGGAAAGUCGUUAAAAAGUUAUGAUGCAUAACGUAAAUAAUUUCCCAAAAUCACCGCUAUAAGACCACACCAGUUGCAUAGCCAGGAUUUUUUUGAGGAGGUGUUUUUAUUUUGUGCUUAAAUGUAAUACAGUAACUUUAUUGUAUACGUGUAACACACAUAACAUAUACUACAUAAUUAUCUAUGCGUUACACAACAUAUUUUGUAGAAAUCUGAUGCAUAACUGCGUAUAGUAAAAAUUAUAAUUUUCGGCAUAAAAUAAUAAAAGGGGUGUAUUUGAACACCAACACAUAUCCUCUCUUGCUACGCCACUAGAUCACACUAACGACAAACUUUUGUUAAUACCUCCUAAAACGUUCAUGAUGGUUUGAAAAAAUUGUUCUUGACUUUUUAACGACUACCAAUAAAAACUUUUUAACGGUGACCAACAAAUGACCAACACAUUUUUUACAAUUAUUAUCUAUUUUGAAUUUAACUCUAUUACAUUUGUGCAAUUAAUUUCACGGACGUUUACAUUACACUUGAAAUUUUUAUAUUCUGAGCGUACCAAGGGAUCUACUGGUAAUACUAUAAUGUGGUUUUUUUUCUAUCAGAAAUCUUGCCCCAAUCAAAAAAUGCUAAGACCCAUUUUUUAUUGCAUUUUAGAUUUAAUUGACGAGUAAUGAAGUCGUUUUUUAGUUUUUUCAAAGGUUUCUACAAUAAAUGAGAAAACCCUAAAAGAUACGUAAAACAAAAACGGACACAAUAUUUUAGUUUUAAAUUGGUAUGUACAUAUUAUGUAGAUGAAAUUGUGUGGAUAAUUUAACUGAAAUAUUUGAAAAUUUAACACAAGGUUCAUUAUAAAUUGUAGUUGUCAAAAAUAAAAAAUAAAAAUUGAUCAUAACUAUAUCAUAAUUGUUUUUUUUUUUUCAUAAGCAAUUUAUUAUCAAAUUUUAAUGGAAAUUAUAAAUUUUCUGGCAUUUCAAAAUAAGUAAAAACGAAACUCUCUCAAAUAUAAAUUUCAUAUACCUCAUAGUCAUUGUAUUAAUUUAGUAAGUCAUUUUUUUUCCUAUACUCUACCGCACGAUAGAACAAGCCGCGUGAUAACGAAAAUUGUUCGGCUCCGCGCAUACCCACAUUUUUCGGCGAUGAAAUUUGAAUGCGUGAAGGGGAUACGAUGGCCCGGUCGGUCGACGAACGAUACACAGAUUCGUAGGACAGAGUAUAGUACUUAAUAUGUGAAAAAGCGAAAUAUUAUCUCUAUUUUACAAAACUAUGCAUGUUAAUGUGUGUUAUGUAAAACAUAUAGGAUAAAACUAUUAUUAUGAGUAUGAUCACACACGAUAAUAUGUUAUGCCUGCAUCGUUUUUCGCGUGAUCAAACGUGGAUACGGUUCAUUCCCAUGUCGCCGACUCCCAUUUUGCCGAAAACAUUUUAUUUUGUUAAUACUUAUCUGUGACGUCACAAAGAGUCGGCGAUGUGGGAAGACACGGUGGAUACGUGAACACUGCGCAGACCAAUUGUGAGAAAGAUUGGCAAAAAAACACAACUAACGAGUGUGAGGACUCGAGCAAGGCUCACGAUUGCAGACUGCAGCAGCAUCGGUCCUAUGUUAAGGUCGAGUGUGUCGAUAUUUGUAUCGGUAAUCAAUAA
Molecule: messenger RNA, 6497 nt
Organism: Cinara cedri
Lineage: Eukaryota; Metazoa; Arthropoda; Insecta; Hemiptera; Aphididae
Source: the annotation of a GenBank genome assembly